AUGAAAAAAAAAAUUACAAAUCAUAAGAAAAAAAAUGAGAAUACCAACUUAAAUAUUGAUCACGAUAAUACACUUGAUAAUAAUGAUAUUAUUCCUCAAAUAGACAACAUGUUUAAAAACCUUAUUGUAGACAGUUAUAAAAGUAUAAAUGAUAUAAACAAAUAUAUGAGAGAAUCCAACUUACAAUAUAAUGAAAAAAAAAAUAAAAAAAAUAAAACACACCCAUUAGAUAGUAAAAAUAGUACAACUAGGAAAUAUAGUAAAUAUAGAAGAAAUGAACAGAAUAUUAAUAAAGACAUAAAUUGUGAUGAUAUACAAAAUAAUGAUGAUAUAAAAAAAUAUGAUUAUAAAUUAAAAUAUGAUGAAGAUAUUACUUAUGACGACAAAGAAAAUAAUAGUGAUGUUGUCAUAAUAGGAUAUAAGAAUAUAAAAAAGGGAAAAAAAAAAAUAUCUCUUAAUAGUUUUGAUAGUGAAGUAAGCCCAGAAAGUAAUACAUCUCCUAUAUAUAUAAAAAAAAAAAUUAAUGAAAUUAAUUAUCAUUUCAUACAAAAAAAAAAAAAAAAAAAAAAAAAAAGUGACAUAAAUACAAAAUAUGCCAAAAAAUUAUCAAUUAAUAAAAAAAAUAAAAAAAGUGAAAAAAUUAAAAAUAAUAAAAAAAGUGAAAAAAAUAAAAGUAAUAAAAAUAAUAAAAGUAAUAAAAAUAAUAAAAGUAAUAAAAAUAAUAAAAAGAUUAAAUCAGAUCUUAUAAAUAAUGUUAAGAAAAUUAAAAAAAAUAAAAAAUCCUUGUUAACAGAAAAUCUAAAUGAUUCUUUUUUUAGUAAUGAUGAAAAAAUUAAUGCAAAUAAAUAUAUACUCGAUAAUUUAUUAUUUUCUUUGAAGAAUAAUACAGAUACAAAUAUACAUAAAAAAAAAAAUUUUUAUAUUGAAUAUGAAGGUCAUGAUGAUUUUACAAGUUUUAAUAGUAAAGAAAAUUCAAACGAUUACUUAUUAUAUAUGGAUGAUGAUGAAAUAAAUAAUAAUAAGGAUAAAAUGUAUAAUUCAACAUAUAGCACUACCAAAAAAAAAAAUUUAUAUAUGUCACAUAAAGGUAUAUAUGAUAACUACUGUUUGAAUAAUAAUAAUAAUAAUAAAAUCAAUAUAUAUAAUAAUCAUUCCAUGUUUAGUAAUUACAAAUAUACAAAACAUUGUGAAGAUAAAAUACCACUUCAAAUGCCACAUGAAAUAUAUGAACAAGCAAUAAAUAGUCGGAAUUAUUAUAAACAUAAUAAAAUUUUUGAAAAAGAAAGAAUAAAAAGGAAAAUGAAGAAAAUGAAUGAUCUAAACCUUUUAAAUGAUAAUGUAGAAUAUGAUUGUAUUGGUUUCGUUUGUGAUGAAGAAUAUAUGUGUGAAAAAUUACAUUUUGAUGAGAAUCAUGUAGAAAGUCCAGAUCGUAUUAAAUGCAUUAUUAAAGCUUUAAAAGAAAAGAAAUUAAUAAAUAAAAUGGUUCAAAUAAAAUGUAGAGAAGCUUUAUAUGAUGAACUUAGAGAAUGUCAUUCAAGUACACAUAUUAAUAAUAUUUUUUAUUCAUUAAAAAAAAAAUUAAAACAUAAUAAUCAAAGUGUUAUAUAUCCAUUUGAUAAACAUGAUACAUAUUAUACAUCAUAUACAGGAACUGUUUCUAUUAGAGCUAUCGGCGGUUUACUAAAUUUAUGUGAUGCUAUUUUAUGUGAUAAAAAAGAUAAAUUUAAAUAUAUAGAUUUUAAAAAGUCCUUACGUUAUAAUUAUGAUUUUUAUAAAAAUCUCAAUACUAAUUCGAUAAAAAGAAAUUAUCACUCCAAAAAAAUGUAUCAUGAAAAAUUUUUAAGACGUUCAAAAUCGGAGAGUAGUUUAUAUAGGACAAGUACAAACAACCAUGCUUUUAAUAAUUUAGAUUUAUUUCGUAAUAAUAACAAUGUAUAUAAAAUGAAUAAAUUCAAUGAAAAAAAUAAAAAAAUAAACAAUAAUAAUAGUAAUAGUAAUAUACAUUGUUCUAUAUAUAAUUAUAAGAAUGAGAUAAAGAUGCAAAGUGAUUUACCUAAUAUAAAUAGUGUUAUUAUUAAUGAUAAUAUUAUAUCUGAUGAAAAUAAUUUAAGGGUAGACCCGGAUGAUUGUAAUUAUCAUAAUGAGAAGGAUGAACAUACAAACGAAUCAUAUAAUGAAGAGAAUAAUAUUAAUCAAAAAAAAGAUUAUAUCAACCAUACUAAUAGUAGCAAUAAUUCUUAUUAUAAUGAAAACGAUCAAAGUGAUAGUAUCCAUAAUAAUAAUAUGAAUAAUGAAUCUGCUAUAGGUAAUAGAUUAAGUAUUAUAUGUGAUAAAUUGAGUAUGUCUAAUAAGUUAAGCAUAUCGAAUAAUAGUAAUCAUGAAGAUAUUAUUGUUCCUACUGCUUUGAAGAAAGAUGAAGAAAUUGUACAUUACGAUAAAAACAGAGAUGAAAUAUUAGAAUGUAAUAAUAAAAAUGUAUUCGAAUCAGAAUAUUUAUAUAAAAUAUGUGAGAAGGAUAAUUGUUCAAAUAAUAUUGAAGAGAAUAUUAAAAAUAAUACAUUCUUUAAUAAUAGUAAUAAUUCUGAUAUUUUUAAUUUACCAUAUAGAAGUUAUUCUUCAACCAUUUAUAAUAUGAAUGAUUGUAAUGAUGUUAAUACAUUUACUGAUAUUAAUUGUGGAUUUGCUGCAAUUAGACCUCCUGGUCAUCAUUGUAGUAGAAGCCAUCCUUCAGGUUUUUGCAUUUUUAACAAUAUAAGUGUAGCUUGUAAGUAUAUUUUUAAAAAAUAUGGGAUAAGAAAGGUUUUCAUUUUUGAUUGGGAUGUGCAUCAUGAUAAUGGGACUCAAGAAAUAUUUUAUGGCGACAAGGAUGUUCUUUGUUUUUCUAUACAUCGAUUUGAUAAAAAGGUAGAUGAAAAGAUUAAAAAAAAAAAAAAGCGUGCCAAUAAAAAGAAGAAUAAGAGUAAAAAUAAAAAUAUAAAUGGUGAUGAAAUUGAAAAGGAUGAUGAAAAAGAAAAAAAAAAAAAAAAAAAAAAAAAAAAAAAUGACCCCAAGGAAAAUGAUGAAAGUAAGAACAAUAAUGAUGAGAAGAAAAAUAAUGAUAAUAACAACAAUAAUGAUAAUGAUAAUAAUAAUAAUAAUAAUAGUAACAAUAGUAACAAUAUAUCACAGGGAGAGAAAAGAAUAAAGUUUGAUAAAUCACCUAAUAGUGAUAAAAAGUAUAAAAAAAAAAAUAAGAAAUCUAGAAAAAUAUAUGAAGAAAAUUUAUUUUAUCCUAGAACUGGUGCGAAAAAUGAAUUAGGAGAAAAGGAAGGAUAUAAAUUUAAUAUUAAUGUUCCAUUAGAAAAAGGAUAUAAUAAUUGUGAUGUGUAUUAUGUUUUUAAAUAUUUAUUAUUACCAAUAUUAGAAAAAUUCAGACCAGAAUUUAUUUUUAUUUCUUGUGGAUUCGAUGCAUCAAUUAAUGAUCCAUUAGGAGAAUGUAACUUAACACAUAAUUUAUAUCAAUGGAUGACUUUUCAAUUAAAACAUUUUGCAAAUAUAUUUUGUAAUGGCAGAAUAAUUUUAGUCUUAGAAGGUGGAUACAAUUUAAAUUAUCUGCCUAAAUGCACAAUAGCUUGUAUUAAAGCAUUAAUAAAAAAAAAUAAAAAUACAGCUAGAGACAAAGAAUUUAUAAAAAGGUUGCAACAAAAUAAUGAUAAUGAUAAUGAUAAAGAGAUGAAUGUUACGAAUGAUAAGAAGGAAUAUAUUUCUAAUGAAGAUUCAUCCAAAAUAUUGUUAAAUGGAAAUGAAGAAAAAAAAGAAAAUGAUGAAAAUAAUAAAAAUAAUAAAAACAAAUGUGAUAAUAUGAAUGAUGCUGACAUUAUCAAUAAUAAUAAUAUUAUGUAUGAUAAUGAUUAUUUGAAUAAUUACAAUUUAGAUAAUAAUACUGAUGAGACAUUAAAAAAAAAUAAAAAUUAUGCUGAAUCCUUUGUUGCAACAAAUUGUAUUCAAAAUAAUGAAUUUGUGAAUUACCCUAAAAAUAAUUUUACGAAUAAAAAUAAUAUGAGUGAUCAUGCAAAUUUUUAUAAAUUAAAAUGUUCAUCAUAUGAUAAAUAUAACAAUAAAGAUAUAAAUUAUUAUUUUAGAAAAUUAUAUACAAAUAAUAAUAAUGUAGUUUCUCGAACGAAAGAAUUAAUUACAAGUGGGUUGUUACAUUAUUCUACUUAUAAAGUUAUUAAAUAUUUUUUAAACGUAUUAAAAGGAGAACCAUACCAUUUAGAUAUAGAAUUACCAACAUAUAAUGAAUUUAUAAAAAAAAAAAAAUUGGAAGGUAGAGAAAUCAAUCCAGAAAGAAAAAUUAAAAUUAAAAUUAAUAAAUCAUCACAAGUUACUAAAAAUAAUCAUUAUUUUAAUAGUAAUGAAAUUAUGAAUUCAUAUAUGCAAAAUAAAUUAAACAAAUUAAAACACAUAAAUAAUAAUAUAUCUAAUAAAAAUAUACAUGAUAUAUUUAUUAAAAAAAAAAGUGUUAAAUAUACAGAUUCUUCAACUACUAUUUCUAAUAUAUCCCAAAGUGAUUUAUAUUUAUCAAAUGAUGAUAUUAAUUAUAGUAGUUCUUGUAGUAGUACUUGUAAUCGUCGAAAGGUAAUUUUAUUAAAUAAAUUAAAACUCAAAAUAAAUCGUGGGUUGAAUAAUAUAUAUAAUAAUAAUAAUAAUAAUAAUAAUAAUAAUUCAUCUAAUAAUAAUCUAUUGCACACAGAAAAAAAAAAAAAUAAAAAAAAUUAUAUAUAUAAAAAAAAAAAAAAAAAACUAAAUGAUAUUAUAAAUAUUAAUGGUGAAGUACAAAUGAAAAGGUCAAAAAUUAAUACAAAACAAAAAAAUAAAAAUAAUAAAAUAUAUCAAAAUGAUAAUUUGAAUUCUAAUAAAAAUAAAUCCAAAAGAAAAAUUAAAACUAAUCAAAAUAAACUAUUCAUUGCUAAUUUAUUAAACCAUAAAAAUAAAAACAAUAUUAAUAAUACAAAUAAACGACAUAAUCAUUUAACAUAUAUUAAUGAUGAUAAUCAUGUAGAGGGUCCUAAUUCUUCAAAUGAAAAUCAUAUAAAUAAUUAUUAUAUGAAUUGCGAUUUAACCAAUCUAAAAUAUAAUGAAAAUCAAGUAUUAAAUACCUUUAAUAUGUAUACCAAAAUAAAAAAAGGUUUUAUAUUUUUUUAUGGAAGUGGUCAUAGAAAUCAAUGGAUUUUACCUGUACAUAAUAAAAUUACAAAAAUAAUUAAAUUGUGUUCAGAAUCUGAAGCUUUCUUUUAUGCUUGGCUAUAUCUUAGUUGUUUAAAAGAAAUAAACAUUUCAAGAACAAAGAACAAUUAUACUUCCAUCUUAGAUAAUAAAGAAACUAUAGAAAAUGUUUCUAUUCAACUUCCUUUUGAUCAACGUGAACAUAAUCUAUGUAAGCAAUUUAUUAAAUUCACAGUUCCUUGUUAUCAUAUAUUUUUAAAGCUAAAUCAAAUUAAUAGUAUUAGUCAAAAAGAAAAUAAGGAAUUUAGUGAUGAUAAUAGUACGCCUAAGAUUAGUAAUAAUACUUUUAUGGAUUAUAUGAAAAAGACAUAUAUUGAAUGGUCUGCAUCCAAAAUUUUUAAAAAUAAAGAAUCGACAGAAUAUAAUGAUACAAAUAAUGCUGCUGCGAAUAAUAUGAUAUAUAACGUAUCAUCGAAUGAAAAAAGUAAUAUGUUAAAAAAUGAUGAUUCUUUAUAUCCAUUAGAUAUAAAUACAAAUAAUCAAGAUGUAACACAAGUUGAAGAAGAGGAAGAGCAUAAAACUGCUAUAUGUCUAAGUAAUGUUUUAAGUUCCAUGAGACAUCCUUGUGUUAUGGAUAUUAAAAUGGGAAUUAGAUUAUAUGGUGAUGAUUGUAAUGAAGAAUCUAUACAAAAGAAAAUUGAGAAAGCAAAAAAUCGAUCAUGUUUAUCACAUGGUUUUCAUUUAACUAGUUUAAUAGGAUGGUCCAAAAAAAAGAAAGAACCAUUUUUUAUAUCGAAAGAAGAUGCACAUUCUAUAAAAGAUGACGAAAAUUUCGUACAAGCAUUUAUAUCUUAUUUUACUGCAUGUGAUAAUAUACAUUUAUCUAUAUUAUUAAUAAAAAAAAUACUUAUCAUAUUAGAAGAAAUGAAAAUUUUUUUUGUGGAACAAAAUUAUUUUGCAUUCUAUGGAACAAGUCUUUUAUUUGUAUUUGAUUCAGAUCCUUCGAAAAAAGAAAAUGAAGAUAAUUAUUCAUCAAAAGAUAAAAUAGAAAAAAAAAAUCUACAAACAAACAAUGUAAUUAUGUCAAAUGAUAAUAUUAACUCAAAUGAUGAACAGAAUAAUUCUUUUUAUUAUAAAGAUAAAAAAAAUAAAUUAUGUGAUCAAGAUAAAAUUAAUUUUGAAGAAAUAUUAAACUUUAAAUUAAACAUUGAAAAAGUAUUUUAUGAAUCUUUAUCAAAUCAAGAAAGAAAUAUAAUCUUACAAAAUAAAUUAAAUCAAAAAAUUCUUAAAAGUGUUCAUGUAUAUAUAAUUGAUUUUGCUCAUGCAAGUUUAAAUAAAAAUCAGAGUGAUGAAGGAUUCAUAUUGGGAAUUACAUCACUACACCGAAUAAUGGAUAAAACAAUACAGCGAAUAAAAGAAUUGUAUAUAUCUGAUACGGAUGUAAUAAAUGAUACUAUAUAA
Plasmodium adleri (nom. inval.) is the source of this 6666-nucleotide messenger RNA. RefSeq names its product histone deacetylase 2. Gene Ontology annotation, molecular function: kinase activity. Lineage: Eukaryota; Apicomplexa; Aconoidasida; Haemosporida; Plasmodiidae. The transcript has a single exon. Bases 1 to 6666 code for a protein of 2221 amino acids. The record is from RefSeq and is a predicted model, not a curated record. Gene Ontology annotation, biological process: inositol phosphate biosynthetic process.